Molecule: messenger RNA, 7051 nt
Organism: Xenopus laevis (African clawed frog)
Lineage: Eukaryota; Metazoa; Chordata; Amphibia; Anura; Pipidae
Gene: dan4l.L
Product: cell wall protein DAN4-like L homeolog
Exons: 5
Coding region: 22-6054 (2010 amino acids)
Source: RefSeq, a predicted model, not a curated record
AGAUCAGUGAGUAUUAACGUUAUGGAGAGUAUUACAGUUCUGCUGGGAGCUGUUUUGCUGACCUUGUGUUUUACUGGAUGUCAUUCACAAUCACAGAAUGCCAAAACCUGCAAUGACUGCAAUGGAACAGUUAGCUCAGUCUGUACCCAGCAGACAGACUAUGUGAAGUGCAGCUGUAAGCAAGGCUACGUCGGAGAUGGUUUUUCCUGUACGCCAAUUGUAUUCUGUAACACUAUAAACUGCUGUCCACAAGGCUAUUCAUGGAACAGUGCACUAACGACAUGUUCAGAUGUAAAUGAAUGUUCAUCCAGCACACUAAAUAAGUGCCCGACCCCAUCAGCAUGUAGUAAUAAGAAUGGCAUCUAUCUCUGUAGUACCAGCAGAACCAUCCAAUGUCCGAAUACCCCUUGUGAUCAAGAUAAAGACUGUAUGAAAAAAAAUGAAGGGCCUGUUUGUGAUGAUCCCUGUACAAACUAUGAGUGGUUAGAUGGAGCAAGUAGACUGUUCACCAUUAACUCCACUGGAAGAUUCUCUACUGACCGUUACAACUUUGGCUGGUUUCGGUACACAAAUAAUUUCAAGAUGAAGGAGGGUUGUGUUGGCCCUUUGAAAUGUGGCUCCGUUGAGCCAUUUACUCUAGGUGGCAGCCAUCCAACUAAUACAAGUGCAGUCGUUAUGAUGCCCCUUCUGAUUAAUUAUCAAACAGGUUGCUCAACUGGAACACAAAUCCCUGUGAAAGCCUGUCCUGGAGGAUUCUAUGUCUACAAAUUUUCAGGAACCACAAGGACAGAUGUGUACUGUACAGAACAAAUACCAGUUACAUCUACUUCAACUACAACCACCACGUCUAUCCCUACAACCAGAACUACUACAUCAUUACCUACAACUACCACCACUGUUACAACAACCACCUCUAUGCCAACAACUACUACUUCUGUUCCAACAACCACCACUUCUAUUCCUACAACCAGAACUACUACUUCAAUACCUACAACUACCACCAUUGAUACAACAACCACCUCCGUGCCAACAACUACUACUUCUGUUCCAACAACCACCACUUCUAUUCCUACAACCAGAACUACUACUUCAGUACCUACAACUACCACCAUUGAUACAACAACCACCUCUGUGCCAACAACUACUACUUCUGUUCCAACAACUAUAGCUAUUACUUCUGAACCAAUAACAUCAAUAACUACAACAACCACUGAGGCCACAACAGAACAUACCCUGUUCACAUCCCAAACUUCAACCCCUAAGCCCAUCACACUUGAAGAAACUACACCUGACACUUCCAUUACACCACUGAUUGUAACAACUGAGACAUCCACAUCUACAUUAACGACAGAGCUAAUCCCUACCACAGUCACAUCUGAGUCCAAAAUUACUCCAUAUAAGCCAACAACACCUGAGUUGUCUACCCUUGACAUUACAGAAAUUCAUUCAACCACAAUAAAAAUAACUACUUUAUAUGUACCUGACACCACAACUACUGAGACGACAACAGAUCUCCCUAUCCUGCCCACAACCAAAACUUCAUCCCCUGAGCCCAUCACCUUUGAGGAAAUUACCCUUGACACUUCCGCUACACCCCUGAUAAAAACCACUGAAGAAACCACCUCAAUAUUGACAGCAGAGUCAAUCUCCAUUACAUCAGCACCUGAGUCCAAAUCUACACCAUAUGCAGCAACAACGCCUGAGUUGUCUACUCUUGGCAUUACAGAAAUUCAGUCAAACACACUAAAAACGAUGACCUUAUAUGUGCCUGACACUACAACCACUGAGGUUGCAACAAAGCUCCCUAUCCUACCUACAACCCAAAUGUCAUCACUUGACCUCAUCACCCUGGAGGAAACUACACUUGACACCUACACUACCCCACUUAUCAAAACCACUGAAGAGCCCACCUCCAUAUUGACAGCAAAGUCAAUCUCCACCACAGCAGCACCUGAGUUGAUAACUUCUAAAUAUGAGCCCAUAACUCCAGAGGUUUUUACUCCUGACAUUUCAGAAAUAUAUUCAACCACACUAAAAACAACAACCUUAUAUGUACCUGACACAACAACCACUGAGGUCACAGCAGAGCUCCCUAUCCUGCCCACAACCAAAAAUUCAUCCCCUGAGCCCAUCACCUUUGAGGAAAUUACCCUUGACACUUCCGCUACACCCCUGAUAAAAACCACUGAAGAAACCACCUCAAUAUUGACAGCAGAGUCAAUCUCCAUCACAUCAGCACCUGAGUCCAAAUCUACACCAUAUGCAGCAACAACGCCUGAGUUGUCUACUCUUGGCAUUACAGAAAUUCAGUCAAACACACUAAAAAUGACAACCUUAUAUGUGCCUGACACUACAACCACUGAGGUUGCAACAAAGCUCCCUAUCCUACCUACAACCCAAACGUCAUCACUUAACCUCAUCACCCUGGAGGAAACUACACUUGACACCUUCACUACCCCACUGAUCAAAACCACUGAAGAACCCACCUCCAUAUUGACAGCAAAGUCAAUCUCCACCACAGCAGCACCUGAGUUGAUAACUACUAAAUAUGAGCCCAUAACUCCAGAGGUAUUUACUCCUGACAUUACAGAAAUAUAUUCAACCACACUAAAAACAACAACCUUAUAUGUACCUGACACAACAACCACAGAGGUCACAACAGAGCUCCCUAUCCUGCCCACAACCAAAAAUUCAUCCCCUGAGCCCACCACCCUUGAGGGAAUUACACUUGACACUUUCACUACACCACUGACUGAAACAACUGAGGAAUCCAGUGGGUCAGAUACUACUACUACUACAUAUGAGCCAAAAACGCCAACGUUUUCUACUCUUGACAUCACAGGAAUUCAUUCAACUACACUAAAAACAACAACCCUAUAUGUGCCUGACACCACAACCAGUGAGGUCACAACAGAGCUCCCUACCCUAACCACAACCAAAGCUUCAUCCCCUGAGCUCACCACCCUUGAGGAAAUUACAGUUGACACAUUCACUACACCACUGACAGAAACCACUGAGGAAUCCAGUGGGGCAGAUACUACUACUACAUAUGAGCAAAGCACUCCAAUGUUUUCUACUGUCGCUAUUACAGAAAUUCAUUCAACCACACUAAAAACAUCAACCUUAUAUGUACCUGACACCACAACCAGUGAGGUCACAACAGAGCUCCCUACCCUGCCCACAACCAAAGCUUCAUCCCCCGAGCUCACCACCCUUGAGGAAAUUACAGUUGACACAUUCACUACACCACUGACAGAAACCACUGAGGAAUCCAGUGGGGCAGAUACUACUACUACAUAUGAGCAAAGCACUCCAAUGUUUUCUACUGUCGCUAUUACAGAAAUUCAUUCAACCACACUAAAAACAUCAACCUUAUAUGUACCUGACACCACAACCAGUGAGGUCACAACAGAGCUCCCUACCCUGCCCACAACCAAAGCUUCAUCCCCCGAGCUCACCACCCUUGAGGAAAUUACAGUUGACACAUUCACUACACCACUGACAGAAACCACUGAGGAAUCCAGUGGGGCAGAUACUACUACUACAUAUGAGCAAAGCACUCCAAUGUUUUCUACUGUCGCUAUUACAGAAAUUCAUUCAACCAGACUAAAAACAUCAACCUUAUAUGUACCUGACACCACAACCAGUGAGGUCACAACAGAGCUCCCUACCCUGCCCACAACCAAAGCUUCAUCCCCUGAGCUCACCACCCUUGAGGAAAUUACAGUUGACACAUUCACUACACCACUGACAGAAACCACUGAGGAAUCCAGUGGGGCAGAUACUACUACUACAUAUGAACCAAGCACUCCAAAGUUUUCUACUCUCGACAUUACACUAAAAACAUCAACCUUAUAUGUGCCUGACACCACAACCAGUGAGGUCACAACAGAGCUCCCUAUCCUGUCCACGUCCAAAACUUCAUCUCCUGAGCCCAUCACCCUUAAGGAAACUACACUUGACACUUUCACUACACCACUGUCGGAAACCACUGAGGAAUCCAGUGGGGCAGAUACUACUACUACAUAUGAACCAAACACUCCAAAGUUUUCUACUCUCGACAUUACACUAAAAACAUCAACCUUAUAUGUGCCUGGCACCACAACCCCUGAGGCCACAACAGAGCUCCCUAUCCCGUCCACGUCCAAAACAUCAUCUCCUGAGCCAGUCACCCUUAAGGAAACUACACCUGACACUUUCACUACACCACUGACAGAAACCACUGAGGAAUCCAGUGGGGCUGAUACUACUACUACAUAUGAACCAAGCACACCAACGUUUUCUACUGUCGCUAUUACAGAAAUUCAUUCAACCACACUAAAAACAUCAACCUUAUAUGUAACUGACACCACAACCAGUGAGGUCACAACAGAGCUCCCUAUCCUGUCCAUGUCCAAAACUUCAUCUCCUGAGCCCGUCACCCUUAAGGAAACUACACUUGACACUUUCACUACACCACUGACAGAAACCACUGAGGAAUCCAGUGGGGCAGAUACUACUACUACUACAUAUGAACCAAGCACUCCAAAGUUUUCUACUUUCGACAUUACACUAAAAACAUCAACCUUAUAUGUGCCUGGCACCACAACCACUGAGGCUACAACAGAGCUCCCUAUCCUGUCCACGUCCAAAACUUCAUCUCCUGAGCCAGUCACCCUUAAGAAAACUACACUUGAUACUUUCACUACACCACUGACAGAAACCACUGAGGAAUCCAGUGGGGCUGAUACUACUACUACUACAUAUGAACCAAGCACACCAAAGUUUUCUACUAUCGCUAUUACAGAAAUUCAUUCAACCACACUAAAAACAUCAACCUUAUAUGUACCUGACACCACAACCAGUGAGGUCACAACAGAGCUCCCUAUCCUGUCCACAUCCAACACUUUAUCUCCUGAGCCCGUCACCCUUAAGGAAACUACACUUGACACUUUUACUACACAACUGACAGAAACCACUGAGGAAUCCAGUGGGGCUGAUACUACUACUACUACAUAUGAACCAAGCACACCAAAGUUUUCUACUGUCGCUAUUACAGAAAUUCAUUCAACCACACUAAAAACAUCAACCUUAUAUGUACCUGACACCACAACCAGUGAGGUCACAACAGAGCUCCCUAUCCUGUCCACAUCCAAAACUUUAUCUCCUGAGCCCGUCACCCUUAAGGAAACUACACUUGACACUUUUACUACACCACUGACAGAAACCACUGAGGAAUCCAGUGGGGCAGAUACUACUACUACAUAUAAACCAAGCACUCCAAAGUUUUCUACUCUCGACAUUACACUAAAAACAUCAACCUUAUAUGUGCCUGACACCACAACCACUGAGGUCACAACAGAGCUCCCUAUCCUGUCCACGUCCAAAACUUCAUCUCCUGAGCCCGUCACCCUUAAGCAAACUACAUUUGACACUUUCACUUCACCACUGACAGAAACCACUGAGGAAUCCAGUGGGGCAGAUACUACUACUACAUAUGAACCAAGCACUCCAAAGUUUUCUACUGUCGCUAUUACAGAAAUUCAUUCAACCACACUAAAAACAACAAGCUUAUAUGUGCCUGACACCACAACCUCUGAGGCUACUACUACUACCAUUUUUGAACUACAAACAUCACCUGAGCAGACCACCAUCACAUCACCUUCUCUUGAGCCUGCACCUCAUACCACAAUGCCUGAAACUUUUACAACUAAGCAGACUACAGAUGUUAAACAAAUGAAAUUAAAGAUAUCCAUCUUUAAAGACAUGGAGCUUACAAAUCUUCUGUAUAGCAGAGAAAAUCUUUCUAAUGAGACACUGUACGUUGUUCUGGAAAUUCAAAACACUGAUGGACAAGAGCAUGUCUUGCUAGUCAAUUCCUUUUCAGACAGUAAUAAUAAUAUUUCAGCCACAGAUUUCUUGGAGAACAUGGCUGCAAAGGGGCACGUGCCAAGUAGUAUAGAAAAAAGUUCAAAGAAGGAGUUACAAGGACAAGGUUUUUCAUGUGAAGCCUACAAGUUUAUAGCAACAGACAAGUCAAAUAGCACUUGUCAGUCUAAUGAUUUAUUUUCAUAGAAGCACAGACAUCCCAUCCAAAUGGAACACUCCUGCAAUUAUACUACUAGAUCAUUAUGGAAAUUAUUCUGAUCUGGGACUCAUUAUGCACUGACUGUUCUUUAGGCUCCUUCUAACUAAAUUAAUAUACAUAUUUAAUAUUAGAUGUAUUGUAAAUGUGCUAAUUCUAUAGUUUGCCAUCAAACUGCUUUUUGUCUGGGACAAGAACUCAAAUUUCUUUAAAGUUUUUAAAUAUGUGGAAAAAACAUUGAGUAAUCUGAAUAAGCUUCUUAGAUAUAAUUUAUACUCUACAAUUAUAAAAUCAGUUAUCUGGAAUAACUGGGGCCAGGAGUUUUCCAGAUAAUGGGGCAUAGUCAAAUCAAAGGGAAAUCAUUAUUUUAUGGUUUGUCAUGGGAAAACUUAUGGAAGAGAUUCAGUUUGAGGAGUUGAAUUAGGAAAUAAGCUUUUGUCAUCUAAUUGAUUCUGACAUAGUGUGUCUCCCCAUUAUUAGGAGCACCGUGAUGCAAAGUAUAUAUUGGUGCAACUAUUUGUGCUUCCAGAGUGACAUGCAUAAAGUAAGGCCUUACUCUGUAUGCUUUGCUGUCUUUGUUUGGCAGUGCAAAAAGGUGGGAUGAAUCAUGGGUAACACAUGGGUCAACUCCUGUCAUGUACCCCAGCAGAGUGCUGACGGAACCAAGGUGCUAGGAAGCCAUAUACUUCUUGUUUAUGUCAGGGCUUAAGUAAAGGUCUCCCAUGAGCAGCUGUAUAUGCGCAACCUAGUUCUUGAUCAUUUAAGACAAUUUUCUUUGUUUAAAAAAUAUCUUAUGUACAUUAAAUUCAUUUUAAUAUAUGGAUUCUUUAAAAUUAUAUGCAUAAUAUUUUAACAAUAAUUAUACAUAAUAUUAAACACUGGAUGUUAUAUUUUUGUAAGGAUUAUGUAUUUUGUUGGUUUGCAGUUAUUUCACAUUAUUACAUUUUAAUAUUUAAUUUGCCUUAAAAUAAAUGAUUUCUUGCAAGA